Molecule: messenger RNA, 1932 nt
Organism: Helobdella robusta
Lineage: Eukaryota; Metazoa; Annelida; Clitellata; Rhynchobdellida; Glossiphoniidae
Exons: 11
Coding region: 1-1725 (574 amino acids)
Biological process (GO): Mo-molybdopterin cofactor biosynthetic process
Molecular function (GO): metal ion binding; cyclic pyranopterin monophosphate synthase activity; 4 iron, 4 sulfur cluster binding
Source: RefSeq, a predicted model, not a curated record
AUGAAACAGAUGUCGAUGAGUAGCAUCUUAGCUAAAUCACGGUUCUGGGUGAAAAGAAAUGACUACUGCAGCAUUCCAGCGGUCUUCGAAAAGCCUAAGAACUUAACAGAAACAGAGAAUGUUGAAACUAUUCAGCCCAAAGCAAAAUUGAAACAUGUCAAGCCAUUUUCAGAUUUUUUAACUGAUUUACACCACAGGCAGCAUACUUAUCUCAGGAUAUCGUUAACUGAAAGAUGCAAUUUGCGAUGUCAAUAUUGCAUGCCAGAAAGUGGGGUGGACCUAACAUCAAAUGAUAAUUUACUAAAAACUGAUGAAAUGAUGAAACUUGCAAAGUUAUUUGUGAAGGAAGGUAUCAAGAAGAUUAGGUUAACUGGUGGCGAACCUCUCAUAAGAAAGGAUAUUGUUGAAAUUGUUGAACAGCUCAAUUUUCUGAAACAGUAUGGCUUAGAAAAGCUUAGUUUAACAACAAAUGGGGUCCUGUUACAUCGUUAUUCUGAAAAGUUGAAAGAAGCUGGAUUGGAUAAUUUAAACAUUAGUUUAGAUACUUUGAUAAAAUCCAAAUUUGAGUUUAUAACAAGAAGGAAAGGUUUUGAAAAAGUGAUAAAUAAUAUAGAUCUUGCUAUUAACACUGGUUUCAAAUCCAUAAAAAUAAACUGUGUCCUGAUGAAAAAUUUCAAUGAUGAUGAGUGCACAAAUUUUGUUGAACUUACAAAAGACAAACCUCUAGAUGUUAGGUUCAUUGAAUAUAUGCCUUUUGAUGGGAACAAGUGGAAUGCAGCUAAGUUUAUAUCCUACCGAGAUUUAUUUGAAAUAAUAAAGUCUGCAUAUCCUAAUAUAAAACCACUAGAAAACGAAUUUCACAGCACUUCAAAAUCAUGGAAAGUUGAUGGGUAUGUUGGACGGAUUGGCUUCAUUACCUCCAUGUCAGAUCAUUUCUGUGGAGGUUGCAAUAGAUUAAGAUUGACGGCAGAUGGCAAUCUGAAAGUGUGUUUGUUUGGAAAUUCUGAAGUCUCAUUGAAAGAUGCUUUGAGGCUUAACUAUUCAGAUGAAGAUCUCUUGCAAAUCAUUGGUCAUGCUGUUAAAAGAAAAAAAGCCAAACAUGCUGGUCUGGACUCAUUAACAAAACUUAAGAACAGACCAAUGAUUCUCAUCGGUGGAAAUGUUACAUUCCCUACUAAUCAGUUUCGCAGGUAUUUUCAUAGUUCACACAAUCGAUUCGACAAACGUGACGACAACUCACAAGCAGGUAGCCAACUCACUCACGUGAACGUCUCCGGCAAAAUUAAAAUGGUCGACAUCGCUGGCAAAUCAGUAACUCACAGGAAAGCUCAAGCUUAUUGCAGGGUAAGGUUGCCGUUGCACGUUUAUGAAGCCGUUAAAAUUAACAAAAUUAAAAAAGGGGACGUGCUGACAACCGCCAAAUUAGCGGCCAUUAUGGCUGCGAAAAAAACCGCCGAUCUCAUACCUUUGUGUCAUCAUUUAGCGCUGAACACAGUGAACGUUGUUAUGACAUUGAAUGAUGCAGAAAGCUGCGUUGAGAUAUCAGCUGAAGCAUCUUGUGAUGGUAAGACAGGGGUGGAAAUGGAAGCGCUAGUUGGUGUUAGUGUGGCCGGUUUGACCAUCUACGACAUGUGCAAAGCGAUGUCUCACAAUAUCGAAAUCCAAGAAAUUAAAUUAAUUUCCAAGUCCGGUGGUAAAAGUGAUUACGACAUACUCCGAAAAUAAUCAAAAUUUUUGUUUUCAUUUGUGAUCUUUUCAUUUGUCUUCAUGCUUGUUUAUUAUUAAUACUGCAAUUGAUUCACUCGUCAAUAAACAAAUUUGUAAUUUUAUUUAGCAACAGUAACUAUCAAGCUUCAUAUCAUUUGUGUGCGUGUCAUCAGUGCCUUCUCUGCUACCACUUGUGCAUAAAUAUUUCUCAGUGUAUGAGUUAAA